UCUAGCUGGUUACACACUUACACCCAAAAUCUUUGCAAUCUUUCUCUCCUAAACCCUUCCUUCAUUGUUAUCUUCUCGAAGCAAUUUUGAGACAACCAAGAGUGGAAGGAGUUAACUUGGGUGUAACCAGAAUUACACGGGGGUGUAACAAGAAAAAUUCUAAUAUUUAUACAUGAAACUUUGAAUUUUGCAACACUUGCUUCAGUUUAGUCUCAAAACGCCAAAGAUGAUAAACAACGGAGUACACAGUCUCCGCACGUGCCUCCGCCUCCCGGAACAUCCAAUUUUCCGAGCAACUCCGCUCUCUUACAAUUUCCGGCGCCGGUUUUUCGUCACCGCAUCAUUAACGGAGAAGAAGAAAGAGAAGGUUAUAGUUAUUUCUGGACCCACCGGUUCCGGUAAGAGCCGUCUCGCAAUGGAACUUGCUAAAAGCAUCAAUGGUGAAAUCGUUAGUGCCGAUUCUGUUCAGGUAUACAAGGGUCUUGAUGUUGGAUCUGCAAAGCCUUCAUUAAAUGAUAGAAAGGAAGUGCCGCAUCAUCUGGUUGACAUACUUCAUCCAUCUGAAGAUUAUUCUGUUGGGCAGUUUUUUGAGGAUGCAAGGAAAGCGACAAGAUCUAUUCUUGACAACGGCCGUGUUCCGAUUGUUGUUGGGGGCACUGGACUGUAUUUAAGAUGGUUCAUAUAUGGAAAGCCAGACGUGCCUAAAGCCUCCGCAGAGAUAACAUCUCAAGCUUGUAUGGAGUUAGCUGAAUUACAGAGAAAUGACGACUGGGAAGCUGCUGUGCAGUUGGUGGUAAAAGCAGGUGAUCCAAAGGUCCAACAUAUAGCAGUGAAUGAUUGGUACCGAUUACGGCGUAGUCUAGAGAUUAUUAAGUCUAGUGGAUCACCUCCUUCUGCUUUUCGGGUACCAUAUGAUUCUUUCAGGGAACAGGGUGAUUAUAGAGUUGCUGAUGGUUCUGAUUCAUCUGAUAUGAACACUAAUUAUGAUGCAAUGAAAGAAACCAAUUCAGCAAAGUUAGACUAUGAUUUUAUGUGUUUUUUCCUUUCUAGCGACAGACUUGACCUCUACAAAUCAAUUGAUUAUCGGUGUGAAGAUAUGAUAUUAGGAGGGGAUGGCCUUUUGUCCGAGGCUCAAUGGCUUAUUGAUAUCGGUCUUCAUCCAAACUCCAACUCUCCUACAAAAGCAAUUGGUUACAGACAAGCCAUGGAUUACUUAAUAGGAUGCAGAGAACAAGGGGGUCAGAGUUCAGCUGGAGAAUUUUACAGAUUCUUGUCUGAAUUUCAAAAAGCUUCAAGGAAUUUCGCGAAACGACAGUUGACUUGGUUUCGUAAUGAACGAAUAUACCACUGGCUUGAUGCUUCUAAACCUCUGGAAACCGUUCUGAACUUUAUUCAUGAUGCAUACCACAAUCAGAAUGGAAAUCUUUUUGUGCCCGAACACCUUAGAAUGUCGAGAGAUAUUACUAAUCCUCGAAUAGCUGCUAAACUAAAGGCUUACCGCACCAGAAAUAGGCAUUUUGUGAACGGGGAAGAUUGUUAUCCUAUUUUGGAAUGGAUACAGAAGACUCAGAAGUGAAGGGAUGGAGAUUUUUCAUUUUAUAAUCGCUUGAAUUAGCUGCAUAUUUGAAAUUAUAGAGGAGUAUUGCAGGUUACAUAGGAAGUUUUGUUUUUGUUUCCUUGCUUGUUAGCAUCCUUUUCUCGACUUUUAUGUAGAAUAUUAUUGAUAGAAGAACAUUGUUGUACUGACAACUGAAUUUGUAAGUUAAAUUUAUUUUUUGAGCAAAAUUUGUAAGUUAAUUUGUUUU
Messenger RNA from Medicago truncatula (barrel medic), 1805 nucleotides. Its product is annotated as tRNA dimethylallyltransferase 9. The coding region runs from base 227 to 1576 and encodes 449 amino acids. The record is from RefSeq and is a predicted model, not a curated record. The transcript is spliced from 12 exons. Gene Ontology annotation, molecular function: tRNA dimethylallyltransferase activity. Lineage: Eukaryota; Viridiplantae; Streptophyta; Magnoliopsida; Fabales; Fabaceae. Gene Ontology annotation, biological process: tRNA modification; cytokinin biosynthetic process.